Molecule: messenger RNA, 731 nt
Organism: Leptinotarsa decemlineata (Colorado potato beetle)
Lineage: Eukaryota; Metazoa; Arthropoda; Insecta; Coleoptera; Chrysomelidae
Product: RNA-binding protein 48
Cellular component (GO): nucleoplasm
Molecular function (GO): RNA binding
Source: RefSeq, a predicted model, not a curated record
AAAAAGAAGAAGAAGAAAUAGAGGUUAUGAUUGAAAAGUGAUAAAUCAAAACAAAAUUCCUUAUUUCAAUAAAUUAUUUAAUGAUCGUGAAUAUUUCCAUUUAAAAUGAAUAAAGAAGAAAUGAAGCCUCAUCAUGUACAACAACCUGUAUGUGUAACACGACCAGCAUACAGACAGGGUCGAAAACUAACUGCAGUCAAGGUGUACACCAUCAAUCAAGAAUCUCAGCAUUUACACAUCUACGGGGUUCCUUCGCCUAAUCUUCGAAACGAAUUGAAAAGACUCUGUUCCAAAUAUGGACAGGUUUUGGCGAUUUUUGUUGUUCCAAACGUAGUUACAGAAAUGUUCACGGAAUGCUACCACGUCCAGUACCAAAGAAUACAGUCAGCACGAAUCGCAAAAAGAUUAAUAGAUACAAGGUCAUUCUACGGAGGCGUUUUGCAUGUUUGUUACGCCCCCGAAAGCGAGUCUUUACAGGAAACAAAAGCGAAACUGCUGCAGAGGAAAAAAGACGUUCUGAAUAGGUUGCCCAAACAGAUUGAUAAGACGUGAUGCACUCGACAGGAAGUUUAUGGGAACGUUAUUGUUGUGAAAAAAUUCUGAAGGUUUAAAAGAUAAAACAUCAUCCAGAUUUCAUCUCCUAGUUUGUAAGAUCAUUAGAGUUUUUUAUUAUGUUAGAAGAUAAACAUUGACUGAUAUUCUCAAUAAAGAUUAAGUUAAUUUGCUGCUAA